CUUUUCUGCUUUGCAACUGCUAUAUUUAGUACCACAGGCAAUAUAGAAUCAGAAAUUCAAUCAUCGAUAAUACAAAGUGGUACUGAACGAAGGAAUGGAAAAAUUUACUGAUUAUAUUGUAUCACUUUGUCAAAAUUCUCUUGAGCUAUGAACGUGGUUGCAAAAAACGACGGUAUUGAUGUCUAGACUAUUCUCACAGAAAUCGCUCCAAACUAAACGACCUGUGUUGUGAAUUAAGAACGCACGCUAUAAAAUAAACGUAUGACAUAUGUGCAUACAUAUAAGUAUUCAUGUACAUACAUAUUCCUGUAGACAGAAUACAAAGAUGGGGACAAGGUUUUUAUAAAACCAAAGGCUAGAGUUUACUGUUUCCUCAAUGCCUGAGACCGUCCAUACGUGGCGAAGAGUCACAUCCUGCUCGAGGUGUCCCUGCUUUUACAGAAUAUGGCGGAUCUAGAGAGGAAAACUCGAUAAAACCCGUAAUCCCAGGUGUUAGCCGAACCGUGCCUAGGGAUGAAUGGCACUACGUAAGUGUGUCUUCGAACGGAGGACUCCAGAUACCUGGCGCCCUCUGGUUUAAACCAGCCUUUCCGUGGUACAAUGGGGCUAUGCUACGGAUGACGUAAUAUCCCCUACACUCGUGGGAACAACAAUGCCUAAAAAAAACAUUAAUUAUAAAAAAAAUACACCAAACACUGGAAAAGGUCGCAUAAAACACCAUAUACCUGCUGAAAAGCAAUUAUUCAAAGGAAACGGUUAUGUCAGAUACAAAAAACUAAAAGCUAUGGGGAUUAAGCGUGAUGAAGCGGAGAGGUUGGCUCAUGAUGUGAGAGAAUGUAAUAAAAUCUUUGGGAAAGUUAAACAUGAUCGAACCCAAGAAAUCAAAGGUUUAGUUAAGGUCGAAGAAGGUACUGGCCCUAAUCAAGUCGAUGUAAAUGGUAUCUUUCAGUUUGAGCGCCAACGUGAUAUAUUAAGACGAAUUCUCGCACAAGGAGUUCCAUUGGAUGAGGCCAUACCAUUAGCCAGGGAAGCUGGUGAAUCUCAAGAACCUUUCGAUCGUGCAUUAGCUAAACGAUUUGUCCGCGAACAACUUUCAGACAUUAGAUCCUCCUCAGACGAAAUAACAGUCACUGGAGGUGCACGAAAGCGUUUUAGAAUAUUAGUUUCAAAAGGCGUUCAUAUUGAAAAGGCUAGAAUUGUUUGUCAGUGUCCGGUGAAAACCCGUCAACUUAGAUUUGCUCUGAGUGGCACAAUAAUAGAACCUACACCUAAAGCCCCUAAACGACCAGUUCGAGCAGCUAAUACCAAAAGCUCACCAGCAAAUUUCCGAUCAUCUGGAACCGGCAAUACAUCAAAUUCAAAUAUAGCAUAUGAGCAAUCACAAAAUGCAUUGCGUGAUAACAAAAGUCAUCCUCAGCAGAUCAACAUAAAUGAAACACAGUGUAAAAAUACACGCCACAUUGAACCACAAAUCAGUACUUCAAUACGUUACAGACAGGAAACCCCAUUUUUGGGAACAAUGAUAGAACCGCACACGAACGAUGACCCACUUAGAAUAAAAUUAGCUGUGAUAUCUCCGGAUUUUCCCUUGACCAUUUGGCCUACGGAAAUGUUAAAAGGAAUACAGCAUUUUAUUUCCAAAGCAGCUGACAAUGAAGGAAUCGACUUGACGUCUCUUUAUGCUUCUUGUAGUUUUCGUCCCGGGUGGAUCGCAUACUCGAUAACAGAUAUGAGAACUGCUCAAUGGUUUAGAACGAGAGUUCCACAUCUGCGACCAUAUGAAGCUUUUCUAGCAGUCGUCGAUCAGGAUGCAGUGCCACGAUCGCAAAUUUUUGUGGGGUACAUUCCCGAACAGAGAAACUUAUCUAAUGACGAUUUGUUGGAAGCCAUCGGAAUGAAAAACAACGGUCUCCGCACACGGGACUGGAACGUAAUUAAUAGAACACAGAGAGGUUCAAUACUGGAGCUUUUGGUUCUGAUUGAUCCCUUUUCCGUUAAGGCUCUUCAGGUGAACAAUUAUUCAAUAAAAUAUGGACAUUCAAGCGCUUGUUUAAAGCCUAGACAAUCUUUAGGCGUGCCGUCCUUUCGGGAAUCCACACAACCAUAUUCAACAAGCUCGUCCAAUGUAAUUUUAUCUACAAAAGAAGACGAACGGAAAAAUUCACAUAGAAGAGAAUACGAUAGAAACGAAAGCGUUGACUUUUCAAGUCGAAGAGAUCAACAUAGAAAUGACGGCAACGACCGGAAAAGUUCGCACAGAAGAGAAUACAAUAGAAAUGAGAUUAGAGAUUUUCCGAGGCGAAGUGAAAAAAGUAAAAACGACUCACGGAAUUCUAAUUCCUACUGGCGCAGCAUGUAAA
Messenger RNA from Rhagoletis zephyria (snowberry fruit fly), 2360 nucleotides. RefSeq lists its product as uncharacterized. The record is from RefSeq and is a predicted model, not a curated record. Lineage: Eukaryota; Metazoa; Arthropoda; Insecta; Diptera; Tephritidae.